AUGAAUUCGCUGUCAAGUUUUGGUAAAUGGGCAGAAAGGAAUACAGUUCCUGAUGAUUCCGACCCACAACAUUACGACUACGCCACUCUGUUUACCAGGUAAGACGGAAUUAUUUCGUAAAAUGCUUUGGGAGUCUGGCUAUUCCAUACGCAAAGUAUGAAUAACUGUUGACACCAAGAUGCCAGUACAUUACAGUAGCAUACUGCACAUUAGAUUCUCGUGUGAUUGUAUAUACGAGCAGAGUACAGCAGAGUGUUUGUCUGUAUGUGAGUGCAAGGCAAUUAGCCAUUCCGAAGUUGAUGAGAGGACUGGGGACGAUUGUUAAAAAGUGGCCAAAUUAAGAAAUAACUAAAAAGACAACCUAAAAAUUAGUAAGUAAACAAAGUUUGAAGACGUUUACAUGAAUACCCUUCGAAUAAAAGCUUUCGAAAAUCGCGAUAUUUACUCAAUUUUUGAAAGCUUAUUAUUCGAAAGGUAUUCAUGUAAACGUUUUAAAAUUUUGUAUACUUACUAAUUUUGAGGUGGUCUUUUUAGUGAUUUGGUUCAUUUCUUAAUUUGGGCACUUUUUAACACUCGUCCCCAGUCCUCUCAUCAACUUCGGAAUGGCUGAUUAACCAGCUGAUCAAUGCUAAAUACUAGUCAGUAAGAUAUAAGAAUAAGAAGCUGAUUUUGAAUGACAUAUUUUAUAUAUUUUUCAAUUUGAAAAAGCCAUAAUUUACAUUAUAUUAAAGAAGGUUUGAAAACAUAAAAUGUUCCCCGUAGAAAGGUUAUGUUACGAUUGCUUCAGAAACGCGAUCCCCAGAGAGCAAAGUGUUUCACAUUAAGUCUUCAUCACUGACCUCACUUAUGGUAAACCUUCCUUAUGGGUGGUACCUGUACGGUUGACUCAACUGAUGAAUGAGUACCAUGUCUGCCCGUAAAAAGUGGAUAAUGAAAUUGUCCUUUUUGUCUUAAGAUAUGACAUUUGUAAAGACAAAAACCAGCCUUGCGACACAUUAGGUGGGUAGAGUACAAAUGAUUUGAUUUCUGUUUUAACCGUCGCCUAUCAUGAAAAUGUCUUUGAUACUUGACAUAUGUAGGUCGGCUAAAAUAAUUCUUCAUUGCCAGGUGUAACCAAUGUUGGGGGGAUGUGUCAGUUUCCUAACUCCGUAUCAAUUUGUGAAGACAAUGGACUCAUGGUUGGAAAGACGCUCGCACAUGAAACUGGCCACUCGUGAGUAUAUGGAUAAAGAUUUAUUAUAGAUAGUAUAAUGGUAGUCAUGAUGAAGAUGGUGGUUCAUGAAGAUGGUGGUAAUGAUAGUGGUGAUCAACUGAUGAUGGUGAUGAUGAUGAUGGCGAUGAUGAUGGCGAUGAUGAUGGCGAUGAUGAUGGUGAUUCAUAAUGAUGGUGGUAAUGAUGGUAACGGUAGUGGUGGUGAUGGUAGUGGUCAUUAUGAUAGUUAAAGGCAUCGUAUCUACCGCUUGUAUUUAUUCCAGCCUUGGCAUGAACCAUGAUCUACGCCCCUUCUGUGGCGACAGUAAAAAGAUGAUGUCGCUCCAUCCAGAGGGAAGCGAUACUUACGAAUGGUCGAAAUGUAGUAGGAUGUUUCUUAAACAGUUUCUCGAGUAAGUAGAGUUAAAAACUAAACUAUAUUUAUACUAGAUAUAUAAGUGUUCUGCCUAAAGGUCCAUAAGAGCGAGUAAAUCCAUUUACCAAGUGUAGUCCGAGUCAAUUUCGAGCCCCAGUCGUCCGAGUCACGAACUUGAAUACAAUUCACAAUCGAAUAGGGUUAGGGUUAGGAGUAGGGUUAGGGUUAGGAGUAGGGUUAGGGUUAGGAGUAGGGUUAGGAGUAGGGUUAGGGUACUAAGUCAUUGAACUACAAAGACCGCUAAACAGCGAUUCGGACAUUUGACUCGGGCUCCCAUAAGAGCCACGUAUGUUUUAAAUUUUGAUAUAGUAAAUUUAUAGAUUUUACUUACAUCGACCAAUCACUGUCCUUCAGUUCUAGUGAUUCUCGUUGUUUGGAGGACAGACCUAGGACAAAACAAGCAAUAAAUGUUCAAAUAUUCAACCACCCAGGACUGCUCUACAAUGCUGAUCAACAGUGUGCGUUAUCUUAUGGCGAUGGAGCCAAAUACUGCAAAGACAAACCACCAGAGGUAGAAAGAAGAAAUACAAUUUCUUAAGCCAUGCAAUAAGUCGAACUACUUUCAUUUAUACUGCAUGGAUACGUCUAUCUGUUGCAAACUGUUCUCUCUAGAGGACCAGUAAGGAUCAUCUCUUAUUGAUCCAGUGUUACUACAGGAGGAAACCUAAACAAAACUAACUUUGUUUAUACUGGAUAGCUCUAUCAGUUCUAAACUGUUCUCUCUAGAGGACCAGUAAGGAUCAUCUCUUAUUGACCCAGUGUUACUACAGGAGGAAACCUAAACUAAAUCAAAUUUAUAUACAUUGGAUAGCUCUAUCAGUUCUAAAUCGUUCUUCUUAGAAAUCCAAUAAUGGUGUAAUUCUCAAAUUGUUUUGGUUCAGUGUUUUACUACAGGAGAAGACGUAAACUGAACUAACUGCAUCUAUAACUGGAUAGCUUUAACAGUUCUAAACUGUUCUCUCUAGGAAAUGUGUAGUCAGUUGUGGUGUUCAAUCCCUGCAGAAAAAGGCAAUAACUGUCGCAGAUUAAAUCAACCACUAGCAGAUGGAACUGCGUGUGGGAAACAAAAGGUAAACAUGGUAAUAGUAAACUGAACUAAGUUUAUUUAUACUGGAUUGCUCCAUGAGUCAGUCUAAACUGUUCUCCCAAGAGGUCCAGUAUAAAGGAUUAUCUCUUAUUGAUCCAGUGUUACUACAGGAGGCAACCUAAACUAAACUACCUUUAUUUAUACUAGAUAGCUCUAUCAGUUCUAAACUGUUCUUCCUAGAGGUCCAGUAAGGAUUAUCUUUUAUUGAUCAAGUGUUACUACAGGAGGCAACCUAAACUAAACUAACUUUAUUUACACUAGAUAGCUCUAUCAGUUCUAAACUGUUCUUCCUGGAGAUCCAGUACGGAUUAUCUCUUAUUGAUCCAGUGUUAUUACAGGAGGAAACUUAAACUAAACUAACUUUAUUUAUACUAGAGAACUCUAUUAGUUCUUCCCAGAGGUCCAAUGAGGGUCAUUCCUUAUUGUUCCAAUGUUAUUGACGAAGAAACCGGAGUACCCGUAAAAAUCUGGAGUGGUUGGUAGGGUCAAACUGGAACAAUAAUUUUUAACGAGUCCUUGCAAUUGAUAAAAGAUACAAUGUGUUUUCUUUUCAGUGGUGUAAGCGAGGGAAAUGUGUUGAGAAAUAUACAGAAGGCCCGGAUGCUAUCGAUGGAGGGUGGUCCAACUGGUCUCAAGAUUACACUGAAUGCACACGCUCGUGUUCGGGUGGGGUACAGUAUAGGACAAGACAAUGUAGCAAUCCUUUGUAAGUUAAACUGUACACGACUGUAUACAAUUUCUCAAACUCAUUAAGAGAUUAUUUUGUAUGUUACGUAACACGCGCGCAAAACUAAGAGUAUAAUGGGCCACUUGCGGUUAUGACUACAAUCAAAAUUUUUAUUUUUCGAUACGUUUUUCAAUCGGCAAACAAACUUAACAAGUAUGUUCAGUGUUUUAUCUGAAAAAUUAUGUUAAAAUGAAGAGAUUUUAUACGGUACGGCAAAGAGAAAAUGAUGUCUAAAGUUCAGUAAGUUUUGCUUAUACUUCUGUGACCUUCUGUAAAUAUGGCGUCACUUUACAGCAUGAUCAACUUUAACUGACGCUAUUUUCUAAUAAAUUAUUUGGUUCUUUAGACCAACAAAUGGAGGAAAGUUUUGCGAAGGAGAGCACAGAGAAUACAAACUGUGUAAUACAAAGGUAGUGGUGUGAUGUACUACUAACCUGUUAUCCAAUGUUUCGUCAGCUCAUCCGCAUAACUGUCUUCAUUUUUCCUAGAAAUGUGUGGAUGAAACAAAUUUCAGAAACGUGCAAUGUGAAGAGAAGAGUAAAGAAAUGUUCAAUGACAAGUUCUUCGAUUGGGAAUGGAGGCCUUCAAAUCUCAGUGAGCUUAUAUUUAUACUGCAUAUCUUGUAUCAUUUCUAAACUGUUCUUCCAAGAGGUCCAGCAAGGGCCAUCCGUUAUCUGCCUAAUGUCAUUACAGGAGGAAACUUGAGUACCGGAGAAAACAUGUGGUGUUUGGUCAAACCGGAAGCAACCUUCUACACUCGUAAAAACGCACAAGUUGUUACAGGUCUGCAAACAAGUUGUUACAAAUCUGUUCACAAGCUGUCGACAAGUUGUGUUCGCACUGCUUGUUCCCAGUUUGUUGUAACAAAUUUGAAACAAGCUGUUAACAACUUGUAACAAGCUUGAUGGCAUUAUCAGCCUGGUUACAAGAUUGCGCUAACAAGUUUGUUACAGCCAUGAUAUAACAAGGAUGUUACAAGGUUGUCAACACAAGGUUGUAACAAUUUUGUUGUAUCAAGCAUGUCACGGACUUGUCAGAACAACCUUGCAACAAGUCUGAUAAUUUCGACAAGGUUGUUACAAGUUGUGAACAAGUUGUUCCAAACCUGUUGAGAACUUGUGGCAAGCAGUGCGGAUACAUCUUGUUAACAGCUCGUGAACAGACUUGUAACAAACUUGUACGUUUUACGUGUGUACCAUGAUAUAGUCAUAGGAAUUAUAAGCAGAUAACUGUCUACUGAUAUUCCAGGAAUCAUACCCAGGUCCAAGAAAGGAAUGAAACAUGCAUUAAGGAGCGGAUAAAACGAGGAUGAGAGUUGACAAUAACACGACUUGGUCAGCUGUUCUUGAUGAUUUCCCAACACUAUCAUGUAUCUUAUUGAAGUUAAAACAUAGUUGGAACACUCGUCAAACCUUUAUUUUGUUAAUCUAGAGCUUGAAAUGUCCCCUGUAACAAUGCGUGACUGGCAACUCUCAUCCUUGUUAGACCGGGGUUUAAGUAUUGUGCCAAGCUUCUAAUACGUUUGUUAAAAACCAUCAUUGUAGUGAACAAAUGCACACUGGGAUGUUUCAUAAAGAACAGUAAUCAAGGCUACGCUUUUGGCAAUGUGGAGGAUGGUACAAACUGCGACGAUGAUUCUCACAGUAAAUGCAUUAACGGAGAAUGUAUGGUAAGAAUGUCAUAUAUUCUUAUUAGUUCUCCCCUCCCCCGCCCCCCAGUGUCUGCCAUUGCCAAACACCUUCAGUUUUAACUUUGGUUACUCAAAUUCUAGCAUAUUGGAUGCGACAAAGUGAUUGGCUCAUCAGCCAAAUUCGACAGGUGCGGUGUAUGCAAUGGCGAUGGCAGUACAUGUCGCUAUGGUAACAGCACUGACGAAGCAUUGAAGGCGAAACUCACAAAAAAAUACAAGGAGCAAGGGAGCACUUUUAAAAAGACGCUUUCGUUACUUCAUAAAAUGGGUUAUGGAGUUCCAGAGGAUUACGCCUCGGCCAAAAUGGACGAAGUGAUCUCUGAUUUCUACUGGGCUGUUAUCAAGUCAGGGUGUAGCGCCACGUGCGGUGGAGGUCAGUCUAUGGCCCGAUGAAUUUAAAAUUGUCUUGAUGAAGGGGACAGUGUUUAGUGAAUGGACCUUUUACCACUGCCAUCGAUGUUUGAUUCCCUCGGUUUGCAGUUGUCUGAUUAUAAUUUCACCUCAGUCACAUGUGAGAAGAAUGCUUCCAAUUUGACUCUAUCAAACAGUCCAGUAAGGAUGUCUGUUACUAGCCCUAGCUCUAGAGAAAAGAGAACUGAUAGAACUUUCCAGUAAAGAUAAAGUUUAGUUUAAGUGUCCUCGUGUAGAAACAUCAAACCAAUAAGAUGUGGUCCUUAGAACUGACAGAGUUAUCUACAAAUAAUUUAAGUUAACUUAGCUUGGUCAGUUUAGAUUUCAUUACACCUUAGCUUACGUUUAGCGUGACUAUAACAUAAAGCGCCCAGAUAGACGCUCUGUAACUCUACCUAAUUUACAGGAAUGGAAAUAACAAAGUCAGAAUGCCGUCGUUCUGAUGAUGGGUCCCCUGUGGCUGAGAAAAAUUGCGACGUCAAAAUUAAACCAACCGACAGGACAACAAGAUGCAAUAGCAAGCCUUGUCAACCUGAGUAAGAUGCUUCUAUCAAAAUAACGACUACACGCGUAAAAAUCUCACAACUUGUCAACAAGAUGUGUUCGCAACAGGCUUGUUGCAACAAUGUUGUUAUUUUAUCAAGUUGCUACAAGGUUGUCACUCACAACUUGUUGACAAAUUGUUGAAUUGCAGGACGAUAACAAGUUGUUGGAAGUUGGGACAACUUGUAACAAGUUUGUUGAGCUCGACAACACUGUAGCAAGUUGUCAACAAGCUGUUGACAACUUGUUAACAAGCUGGGAACAAGCAGUGCGAACACAUCCUGUUUCGUAAACUUUCCCUCUUUUGUUUCUAGAUGGCGGACAGACAGAUGGGAUGACUGCAGUAAAACCUGUAACGGCGGUACACGGACGAGACACGUGAGAUGCGUUCAAAUUGUUGACGGCGGGAUUGAAUACGACGUCGAAGAUGAAAUGUGUGAUGCUGAUGUAAGACCAAAUACGAAAGAGAAAUGCAACAAACAGGAGUGUAGACCUGAAUGGGUGGCUCAACCCUUUGGAACGGUAAAUAAUUAAACUAAUCUAAUUUUAUUUAUACUCCAUAGCUCUGCCCCUCAAUUUUAAAGGUUUUUAUUCAAUUUUUCUAUAGUGUUCCACCAGUUGUGGUCGUGGUGUUCAAAGUAGAAAAAUCACGUGUCAAAAGGUGUCCAAAGAUGGCGAUGCCGAAGCUGUGGAAGAGGGCAAAUGUUCAGAUUUUAUAAAACCAAACAGCGAAGAAUAUUGCAACGUACAUAACCCCUGCCCCGGGGAAGGUAAAAACUUCAUUCUGUUUCGCCUCAUUUUUCACACGUAAAACGCACAAGUUGUAACAAACUUGCAGCAGACUUGUAGCAAUGCUGUUCCAACAACUUGUCAACAGGAUGUGUUCGCACUGCUUGUUCCCAACUUGUUGACAAGCUUGCUACAAGCCUGUUGCGAACACAUUUUGUUGACAAGUUGUGAGAUUUUUACAUGUGUACUUAGAGACGAAAUGAUAAUUUAUUGGAUGAGAGAUCAAUUAGCUAUCUGUCUACUUUCCAGGAGAGUGUGGUGGUGAACACAGUCAAAACAAAGGUUUCAUUACGAGUCCAGGAUUUCCAGACAACUACCCGAACGGGAAAGAAUGUAUGCACUCAAUUAUCGUUCCGAAUGAUAAAGUUGUUAAACUUGUGUUUAAAAGGUUAGUGGUGUUAGUAAACGGCACAUACAUAAAGUUCAGUUUAGUAUAAUUUUCCUCCAAUAGCAAUACGAGACAAAUAAAAAAGAACCGACUCUUACUUGACUUCUAGGAAGAACGGUUUAGAACUGAUAGCGUUAGCCAGCAUAUUACACACAACUUACACACGUAAAAACGCACAAGUUGUAACAAACCUGCAGCAGACUUGUAGCAAUGCUGUUCCAACAACUUGUCAACAGGAUGUGUUCGCACUGCUUGUUCCCAGCUUGUUGACAAAUUACCAACGGCUUGUUGACAAGUUGUUGCUACAAGGUUGUUGAGCUCACCAGACUUGUUACAAGUUGUUCCAACAAUUUGUUAUCGUCCUGCAAUUCAACAAUUUGUCAACAAGUUGUGAGUGACAACCUUGUAGCAACUUGAUAAAAUAACAGCAUUGUUACAACUUGUUGACAAGCUUGCUACAAACCUGUUACGAAUACAUCUUGUUGACAAGUUGUGAGAUUUUUACGUGUGUAAAACGAAGUGUUUGGUUUAAAGACUCGAUCUCUUUUUACACGUCUAUUAAGCCUCGAUUUAAGUGGUGGUGUCAACAGCGCAGCGGAUGGUGCGUGUACUGGUGAUUUUGUCAAGAUAAUGGAUGGUAAUUGCGUCACGGGAGGCACUGAGACACGUUACUGUGGCAACCGUAAUCCCGUUCCAUUCCUCUCAAGUGGAAAUAAACUUUGUGUGAAGUUCUACUCGGAUGAGUCAAGAAACAGUAAAGGUUUUAAUGCCUCAUUCGAGGCUGUUGACCAUCCGGCAAGACCAAAAGAUCCCUGUGGUUCUACCAUCACAGCGACGGUUGGUUUGCUGGCCUCGCCAAACUAUCCCGAACCCUACCCAACCAACGAAAUGUGCAAUAUGACAAUUAAGACUUUGGAAGGACCAAUCAAAUUGAACUUUCAGUACUUUGACAUUGGAAAAGAUGCGUAAGUCGUAAUUUUUGAAAAUGAAAAAUAUUGGAGUGAAAUCCGUGCCAUGCUCCGCCCUGUUUUUCGCUUUGAGUAUUUUUCUUCAUAACAUAGUUUUGCGUUAGAGGAUGCAUAUUUGCACUUCAGUUGCAACUAAUUGCUUGUUUAGUAAUGACCUCAACAAGUGCAACGAUGAAAGGAUUACAAAAGGAGUUAAAGUAGAAAGUUAUAAAAUCAAAGGCUUAAAAAUAACGACUUGUCAAUGAGCAAUCACAUUUUAACAUGACUGGACAAACGGCUCCAAUUAAGCCUGACAUAGUGACUGGUUGCUAUUUUGUGCUGUUAUCUAUAGACCCGUCGCAGAAAUGGCUCAUAAUAUUUUGAGAAAUUUUGACCUAAUGUAACUUCCAACAAUACUUCCAAUACUUCCAAUACAACAAUACUUCCAAUACUUCCAAUACAACAAUACUUCCAAUACUUCCAAUAAUUACUGAGCUAAAUCUUACAAUAGUUUUUGCCUACAGUAGUCAGUGGCGUAGUCACUGACUAGUGUCUACAGGCAAAGGCAAUUUAGUCCCGCUAUGCAAAUUCAAAAUUACUAUCAUUAUUCAUUUCUUUGGAAAUUGAUUGUUUUCACAGUCAAUUAACACGAAAAUAUUUGCAUAGCGGGACUAAAUCGUUUGGCUGGCUACGCUACUGACAGUAGUGUCAGUAGUUUCAUCUGUGAUAUUGUGUUUAUAUAUACUGGAUUUUGGUAGAAACAUGGUUAUAUACUGGAACUCUACAAGUCAUAAUAUGUUUACAGGAACUGUGAUGAGGACUACUUACUUCUUCAAGGGGACUCAGAAAUGUCAAAACUUUGUGGCAGCAACUUACCUAAGAUGUACAACGUCAGUGGCAACACACUCAAGCUAAGUUUCAAAUCUGGUCAGCAGAAUUUGAAUAAAAUUGGCUUUAUCGCAACCUAUGUUUCUGGGAAAGGUAACGAAAUAUACUGGAUAGGUCUAUCAGUUCUAAACUAUUCUCCGAGAUGUCCUGUAAGAGCCAAUCCUUAUUGCGCGUUCCAAUGUUACUACAGAAGGAAACUGGAAUAUCUUGAGAAAAUCUGUCGGCUGUUUGGCAGUCUAACUGGAAAUACUCUUCCAACAAAGACUAAGUUGACAUUAUGAUGAGACUACUGCAUGUUGCAGAAGUCAAACCCUGGUCACAAAGGUAAAAGGUCACACACUAACCAAUGCCCUCAUUGGUGGCAUGGCAAAGGAGGUGGGGGUGCUGCCCCCCCUGCCAAAGAUUGACCAGUCAGCAAAAUCUACAUGCAUUGACCAUUGACAGCAUUGACCACGCCACAACAACAUCAACACCGUACCCAUAUUUUUUCCCAAAAUACCCAUAUCAUCAGCAAAAGUAAAGCCAGCCCCUCAGUUAUGAUACACUCACCAUGCCCCUGGCUGUAUUUUAUUAGAACCGAUUGCAAUAUAUAUUUUUAGAGCUAAUUGCAAAGUCUUCCCAAGACAAGAACAAAGCAGAUGUAAUGCCAAACAAACUUUCAGAAAUAAAUCCAGUGAAUGAUUUAACAGAUAGUGUACGAGGUAAUUACUUUGAGAAACUAAGUUAGUAUCAGAUUUCCCCAGGGGUGGGAGAUCUAGCCUCACCUGAAAGGAGGGGUGCAGGUUUUCCAUGGGGUGGUGCAUGAGAAAACCUUUAAUGUGCACUCUCCUCUGCAACACUCGCUGCAACGCUAUUAUUCCACGUUUUACAUUAUCUUUUGUUUAUAAAGUUUAUAUGAGCUUUUUAUCACGUAUGUGUGACUGGACAGUUCCUGUAACACAGUACUGUAAAUUUGCUUGUUAAUGUACAGUAUAUUUGAAAAUAUGGCUGCAUAACAACCUCGACUUUUACAUAUUUAACCAUGAUAUUUAGCUAAAGCAUUCUGAGUAUUUUCUCGUGAGCAAUGUCAAACAUUUCUAUUUAAUAUUAAUACAAACGAUACAAAACCAUUUGCUGAUUUAGCAGAGGUUUUAGACCGAAUUUACUGCAAAAAAUUCUGUGUAAAAAUAUACAAAAUACAUAACAUAUCAGACAAUUAAAAUGCAAAAGAUUGAUAUAUAAUAUUUAAACGACUUUUACCAUAUUUCCAAUUUUUUUAGAUAAAAUUCCACGACCAUCAAAUUCUGUCGAAUUCUUGCCGAUCUCAUCCAAUUCAUUGGACAAUAAAGAAGGUAAACUAUGCAUCUUAAACAGUAUAAAGCACACUUUGUCAAUCCUUUAUCAAAAAAAAAAACCCAGAAAAAAAUUGAACUGAAAGUCUGAAAACACGUGCAUUUGACAUUUCUUUAUUUUGUUUGCAGUCGAGAAAGAGGAGGUCAGCAGUCAUUCAGGCAAGGGUACGUCAUAUUACAUUUCCCUGUACUUCUUUAGUACCGUCGUUUGCAACUAAGGAUGAACACGCGCAGAUCAGAUACUGCAUGAGUAUGGUAUGGUAAAACACAUAGGUGGAUUUGAAAUUUUGAAAAAUUGAAAUCUGGAGUCUUUGAAAUGGCAAAGUAUAAAGCUUCGGAUUGAUGGGGGUGUAAUUACCGAAAAUAUCACUUCGACGUUUCGUCUUUAAUAUGACUAAUUUCGGCUAUUGACGCAUGAAAGCGGAGGGCCGUGCAAAUUCCUGACCGUGUUGUGAACACUGUGGAAGCCCCAAUUCCCGUCCUGUACCCUAUCAAAACCCAUUAGAGAGAGACUUGGGGCAAGUCUACCAAUUAAUCAACAACCUGUCCUCGGGAACCAGUCAACAAAUUAUCACGGUUGAUCUAGACAAUGACCUAAUGUUUACAUUUUCAAAUUCUUUGUGAAAAAAUCGAUGUAACAUUGGGAAAUUUUGCCGUUUCUUUCUCAAAGAAACAUGAAAUAUAAUGUAUUUGUUUUUUGUAUAUUUCUGUUCGGUUUAGUUGCUGUUUCUGCCAAGUCUACUGAGAAAGAUGUGAAGGAUAAGUCCGCCAGCGCUUCAAUAACUUCAACUGGUGCCGGUAAGGAUUAUAACGGAUUUAUUUCAAUGUGUUUGGAGGGUUUUUCUGGUCGACGGACAGUUUUGUCUUUGGUGGUUCAUGUACCUUUAGUGUACAGUAGAUUUCACUAUUAAGGUGUUACGCUACGUAGUUCGUAGCUAUAAUCUUCUUUAGAAAAUUUAAUCUGUGUAGAGAUUAUAGUUUUAUUGUCUUUCAUUAGAGACAAUUACGGCAGAUGCCAACCGCAAACAACAAGUCGUGUUUUGAGUUCAACAAUUAGCUGUAGAAAGUUAGGGUCACUUGUGUAUUAACUGAAUUGAAAUACGAGUUACCUACUUAGCUUAAUUCCUUUCGAACAGUUGUAGAAUUUACCUCCAAUUCUUCAAAUGCGAUUUGAGGUUUUCCCUUUGCCUUUUGGCCUUCGCGCGUUAGCGGUGUGGCAUAAACGUCAAUCUUAGGUUAACGUAAAAAGUUAUGUAAAAGCUUUUCAACCGAAAAUUUCAAUUUCAAAAAUUUCAUCCGAAGAUUGUUCAGAAUUGUUGAAUAGUGUCGGGCUUGUCUGAACGAGCCUUUCAGCUGUACAAGAUCACUCAAAGAUCAAUUAAGAAUUAUAGUGAAAGCCAUCUUACGAUCCAACUUGACAUGCACGGAUUUUUUCAAUUUUGCUUUGUUCUAGAAAGCGCCAAAGAGAGCAAAGUUGAAAAAUCAGCGACAGCGGAUAAGAAAGGUAAGGUAAAAAUGAAUGGAGGAGCUACAGCCCAGCAAAUGAUGGCAUUUUGCCACACACAUACAGUAUUAACAUUGACGGGUCGGCUAAAGAUCUUAACUAAUGCAGGCCGGGCGAGAGAUUGGUUUGUCAUUCUUCAGUCAUAUGAAAUAAAUAAAUAAAUAAAUAAACUUUGCCUUUCAGAUUUAAAAAUCAUCGAUUCUAUUUCAGAUACAAGGCAAACAGUCCUUCGACCACUCCAAAGCGUUUUAGAACAAUCUGGAUCUUUAAUGACACGAGGUAAAGACAGCUUUUGAGUGUUGCAGUCUGGAUAUAGGCACACUUUCACAUGCAUUUUUUUUUCUCGUAUGUAAUUCCUGUGAAGACUGUACUAAUAGUUUUCUUGUAAAUAGCUUUAAUGGUUUGACGCCCCUCGUGGAAACCAACAAACUGUUGACGAGGCUAGCGUCUUUAAAUAACGUUUACCAUACCAUUUAGCAUGCACGCGAGGUUAAUUUCUCUUGAGUUAAAAUAUCUUGUUUUAUAUUUUCUAGGUCAAUGUCCAAGCCCAUCAAGAUUGUCCUGUAUUAACUUACUAUAUUCCUACCCUUGCCAAGAUAGUAACGCUUGUCAAUUGAGGGGUAUGGACUGUUGCCCAACGAGCUGUUCUUAUGGACCCAGCAUGUGUGUACCAAAAGGUAACAGAUGGUUGUUUUAACAGAAUAUUUAAACUACACACGUAAAAACGCACAAGUUGUAACAAACCUGCAGCAGACUUAUAGCAAUGCUGUUCCAACAACUUGUCAACAGAAUGUGUUCGCACUGCUUGUUCCAACUUGUUGAUAACUUGCUAUACAAGGUUGUUGAGCUCAACAACUAGAUUUGUUACAAGUUGUUCCAACAACUUGUUAUCGUCCUGCGAUUCAACAACUUGUCAAUAAGUUGUACUGGAAGAGACAACCUUGUAGCAACUUGAUAAAAUAACAACAUUGUUACAACUUGUUGACAAAUUUGCCACAUGCCACAAGCCUGUUGCGAACACAUCUUGUUGACAAGUUGUGAGAUUUUUACGCACAUGUUUAGAGCAGAAGUAAUAACACAUUUUCUUCUUUCUCAGUUUGGCGUGAAUGUCCCCUGGUGACGCCGUACAUUGCAAAGGUUUUACAUACCUGUCAGACGAGUACUGACUGUGAGGCAAACCAUAUAUGCUGUGUCGAUAUGUUGGGAAGGAGAUAUUGUCACAAACACGUAGCAAUCGAUAAAUAGACAGAAUAUCCUGAGAGAGAUCAUGAAAUAUAAACCCGUCAUCAAAUGACAGUCAGAAAUUCAACACAUCUCUUGAACAAAUGAAGUCACGUUGACGUCACACAGACUGCAGGCGCACAUUUCACUGGAUUGAACUGAUUUUUAGCUUUGGAGACUAAAAGUAGUUCAUGCAUGAAACCAUAGAGUUUGGACUACAAUGUGUGAUAUUUUUAUAAAUAUUAUAUUUUUAAUAUAAAGAAGAAUGAAAUUUUAGUGUGUAUAUAAUGGUAGUUUGUUUGUUCUCAUUUAUUGAAUAUGAUUCUUUGACCAUGAUCAUAUUUAAUUGGAGUUUUAUCCCACGCAGAAAUCACUCAACUUGUCAACAAGAUGUGUUCGCAACAGGUUUGUAGCAAGCUUGUCAACAAGUUAUAACAAUGCUGUUAUUUUAUCAAGUUGCUACAAGGUUGCCACUCACAACUUGACAAAUUAUCGAAUUGCAGGACGAUAACAUGUUUUUGGAACAACUUGUAACAAGUCUGUUGACCUCAACAACCUUGUAGCAAGUUAUUAACAAGCCGUUGACAACAAGCUGGGAAUAAGCAGUGCGAACACAUCCUGUUGACAAGUUGUUGGAACAGCAUUGUGACAAGUCUGCUACAGAUUUGUUACAACUUGUGCGUUUUUACGUGUGGAGAUGAAAUUAUAGAUCUUAAGACUUAACUAAGCAAGUGAUGUUUUUGUCACCAAGGACGUCAGAUUACCGAGCGGGGACUGGAUAAAAAACUGUGUUUCUAUCAGUCUGUGAUAAUCUUUAACACAUGUGACAAAACAUAAGAUUUUUAAAGUUUCUUGCUUCCUUACACAAGCGUUUUGAUGCAAAAUGCCGCCAAAAUUAGUCGUACCAAUUUUCGGGUGACGUAAAGCAAGUUCACCUAUAAUUAGACAACUAAAUGUUGAUCUAUUGUAGAAAUGUAGAAAGUUACAUGAUGCAUUCACAAACCACAUAGCACACAGAAACACCAUCUUUAAAUAGAUUUGUGAAACGAAAAAGGUUCAUUGCCUUAGUGUGAAAAUAUAAGAAUGAAACAUCCAAAUUAGAAAUAAACAUCACGAAAACUCAUUUCCAUUUUUCGUUUAUUUGUUUUGAUAACAAAUGAUCAACCGGUCAACAACCUGUCUUGUUUUGGUUUAUCUAUGCUACAAAAAGUCUCAUCUCGAUAUAAUUUUCAAUUUUUACAAAGAGUCUCAUCGAUUCUUCUCCAAGAUUAUAUUGAAGAAACUGAAAGUCUCAUCGAUAUCAUUUUUACGUUUUUUAUAUUAUGGUCAGAAAUAAAUCGCCAAGGCGGAAUAGAAGAAUCUGUACUAUACUGUAAAAUUUUAUUUCUAAUCUCCUAAAUCUAAGGUGAGAAUUUUCAAUGAAAAGUGAUUUCUUAAGUUGUAUGUGUACAAUUAUAAUCAAACUACACUAGAUAGACUGUUUCACCAAGAGCUGAAAAGAUUAAAAGUUUAAAUAUAACUAUAUAUAUAGUAAUAUUAUAAAAACAUUGUUCUCCCUAAUUCUUUGUUUUUGUAUGUCGGAAAUCCACAUUUUCCCUUUGACAAUACUAAUUACUAAUGAUUUUAAGGUGGUGUGGCUAAUUACUAUGCUUCCAAAACAAUUUAUUAUCCUGGUUGCAAUAUUUGUUUUGCUUGGACGAUGUUUUGGAACAAAGGUAUAUUUUAUGACUAUAUAAUGAUUGAAUAUUUUCAUUGUAUGAUUACGCUUUUAAUAAUUCUAUAAUGAUACGUUUUUAGUCAUGGAUUAAUAUUUGGUGUUCUAGGGUUCAUUGCAGAAAAAAGAUGAAAAAAAUGAAGGGCGUGGCUUUAUCAGAAGAAGUACGUUUUGUUUUAUUCACUGCGGAGAUAGAGUAUUGGAUAGUUCCAAUUCCACACUCCCCCUGUAGUAACAUUGGACCAAUGAGAGAUAACUGUUACGGGGGGGGGGGCUUUAUAUAAGGAGAACAAAUUAGAACCGAUAGUAAUCCAGCAUAGUGAAGUUAAGGCUUACACUAUCAAAGUUUCUGUGAUUACAGUAGGAAUUUUUCGCAUGGGUAAAUUCUAGGUUUUGAAGGAUUUGUAAGAAAUGUUUGUGGAAACUUUUUAACACUGAUUCAGUCCCCUCAAACAUUUCUUACAAAUCCUUCAAAUCUUAGAAUUUAGCUAUGCAAAAUUCUGUGAUCACAGAAACUUUGAUAGUGUAUAAGUCAGGCUUUGGUUCGGUCUGUCGGUUAUCCCAUAUAGUCUUUACUGGAUCUUUAAGAAGAGAGAUUUAGGGGCCACCUCUUCAUUUAAAACUGAUAUAAAGCUAUCUUUAUAUUCUAGUUUGCCCGUCAAAAGUGAGACUGAACUGUGUCAAUGUGAUGUACUCCAAGCCAUGUCAUCCAAACUACGAUUGCUCCUACGCUGGAUCGCAGCUUGUCUGUUGUGAGACUGGUUGCUCUGGGGAUUCAAAAUAUGUCUGCGUUCCUGCAGGUAAGGCUGGAUGGAUCGUGCGCGUGGUUAAUGCAUGAUAGUUACUGCAUUUGCCUUUGACAUCUGUGACCGUGGUUUGAUUCCUGCAAUAUGCAGGGUGAGAAGGUAAAGUGUAAAAUGUGAUAAGGCCGACAAAUAUUUUCCGUCGGAAAAAAAUUUUCACGUUGAAAAUUUUCAACUUUUAACAAUAUUUUUUGAAAAUUUUCUGUCCGUGGAAAUUUUUCUUGAGUGGGAAAUGUCUUAAGAAGAAUAGUUUGGGACUGGUAGAGCUAUCCUUGCCUAGCUAGUACAACUAGAGGUUCGAGGUUCCUACUGCAAUAUACUUUACCAAUAAGAGAUGACCCUUACUGAACCUCGGAGUGAACUAGGAAUAACAGCUUAGAACUGAUAGAUUUAUCCAGUAUAAAUAAAUUAAGCCAGUUCAGCUCAUGUAGUAUUAAAAUGGCGAAGGUAUAAUAUUCAUGAAUUUACUCUUACAGAGAACAGUAGAUGUCCAUACCUACAGCCUAUCACCUAUACUGGUUUGAGGAAAUGUCGCGUCGAGGGGGAUUGUGAAAAAGGUUUCACGUGCUGCUUGAACAUGGCAGGAAACGGGUACUGUCAUAAACCCACGGAAGAUGAACUGAUGAAGACGAAUUAGGUUAUAGCUGAAUGAUCUUUAAGAAUGGCUCAGAGCAGUCCAAAUGCGAAUAAGGACGCUUAAAACAGAACAUUAAAAGCAGAUGCUUCAUAGAUGUAUCAGAUCUACGUAAUGUACAACCUCUACCUAGGGCGCUUUUGGCUCCAGAAGCCCUGGGAACGAGGUUGCGUAAUGCAAUACUCGGUCCCAUACGAGGAUUUUAGACUAUUGGAAUAAUCUGAUUAGAUAGUGGUAAUCUGUUAAAAGUAACGUCUUUAUAUCUGAA
Messenger RNA from Paramuricea clavata, 16572 nucleotides. Lineage: Eukaryota; Metazoa; Cnidaria; Anthozoa; Malacalcyonacea; Plexauridae. The record is from the annotation of a GenBank genome assembly.